Cajanus cajan (pigeon pea) is the source of this 936-nucleotide messenger RNA. Its product is annotated as putative F-box protein At5g04010. Gene Ontology annotation, cellular component: cytoplasm; SCF ubiquitin ligase complex. The record is from RefSeq and is a predicted model, not a curated record. Gene Ontology annotation, biological process: gibberellic acid mediated signaling pathway; SCF-dependent proteasomal ubiquitin-dependent protein catabolic process. NCBI's taxonomy places the organism in Eukaryota, Viridiplantae, Streptophyta, Magnoliopsida, Fabales, Fabaceae. Gene Ontology annotation, molecular function: protein binding.
AAACCCUUAAAACCCUUCUUCCAUUUAAAUUUGCCCCAGAAAAAAGACCCAGCAUUAUCCACUAUUCUCCAACGUUAACGGAAACAAAUUAACAAACAAAAACAAAGAAUGUCACAACCACCACCACCAUCACCAUCGUGGGAAACUCUCAUCCUCGUAGCCACUUACCUCGACCCCAAAACCCUAGCCAUAGCUUCAUGCGUCUCAAAGUCAUGGUUCUCUUCCAUGUCCUCGGACAACAUUUGGAGACCCAUCUUGGCCACCCACUUCCCCUCUCUCGCCACCCUUCCCUCCGCCGCCGCCGACGUCGCCCACCGCCGACUCUUUGCGAUGGGCCACGCUGCGGCCACGCACCGCCUUCGUAGGCCCUUGAAACCGGGCCUCUCGCUCAGCGACCUCGUCUUCGCCGUCUCUAUCUCGACCCGCGAAGGCGAGGUUGCCUCUAGCGUGAGGCCCGGGAACAUGCUGACGGCGGAUGUAUCUUCCCUGGGCGUGUUCCGUUAUAGCAUGCGCUGCGACGGCGCCGUUUUGAGGGAGGGCGUGGAGGAGGAGGUGAGGGUGACGUGGAACGUGGUGCUGAGAGGGUGGAGAGGGGUUUUUACGAUGAUGGAGCGCGAGGGGAAGGUGGGGUUUGUGGCCGGCGGCGAGGGGUGGUUCUCGCAGGAGCUGCCGGCGCCGGGGUGUUGCUCCGGCGCGGUGAAGAGCUCGGUGGCGGUGGAUUUGAAGGUGGUGGUGGGUGAAGAGAAGAGUGGGGAUGGGGUAAGGGUGGAGGAAGUGAGUGUGGGGAUUAUGAGUGUUGUGGAUUGGAGGUACGUUGGGGUUGAAGAUGGGCUUAGGUAUUUGCAGCACUUUCUUCUACCUAACAAUGCAACUUACGUUUGUAAAAAUAUACAGUAAAGUUUAUGAAGCAAAGGAUUUUUUUCUUCUUUUUUUACA